GAAUGGAAUGUCCGUAUGCACCGGACGUAUGUGAUGCAGUCUUGUCAGUGUCCGCGAUGUGACGGCGCCUGGCAGCAUGCUUCCAGCCAGGCAAGCCUCUGGCGGAGAACGCUUGAGCUCUGAUGUCGCCCUCGUCUAUAGCGCUUGAUACCCAGCCGCUGAACCCCUCGGCAUAAAUCCCCAAGCAUUUUCUAUCUAGAUUUUCUCUCUACCAUCAAUCGCAAGACUUGCACCAGUGUGACCAUGGCCGACCCAAAGCGAGGAAACUACGAAGACAUCAACCAGAAACUAUGGUAUCGCAAGUUCAAACGUGGAAUCAAUCCUCAGUCACAUCAGCCGUACCCUGAUGAAGACACGCCCGCUACAGCGGAACAGCUCAAAGAUGACUUUGUUGAUUACUGGGGCAAGCGUCUCCAGUCUGAUAUUGCCUUUCGAAAGCAUAACACUUACAAUGAGCUGAUGACGCAGUUUUGGGAGGACCCCGACAUCGUCUUGCAGACAUAUGCAGUUGCAGAUGGUCAAACUGUCCCGAGAAACAAGCAGAAGAAAUGGUUUCGAUCGGAGCUUCGUUUCAUUUCUGUCAUUUUUCCUGCUGACGCAAACCACAAGAGAGAUUCCCAGGCACCAAUUGCAUCUGUGUCAUGGGCGCCAUGGUUUGUCCUCAUCGCAGCAUCUUCUGCAAUCCACUCUGAGAAGGACAUUCUUCACAUCAUGAGUUGGUCUCGAGAUGAUGGUCAGUUCAGGUACUAUGCUCGCGAUCUCAUUAUGAAUGAUGAGGCUAGGGAGCAGCACGGUUGGGUAUACCUUUGCUCUUCGAUGGAUGCAUUCGACGCUCCAGGCAAGGCGUACCUCGGCCCGCUGAAUGGUCAUGUAAACGGAGGCAUUGUCAUGAAGGAGAUCCACAAGCCCUGGAUGCAUUGGCUCGUGGGUGGCCGAGGUGUGACCGAUCUACUUGACUUCGAGCUUGCCAACGAGCUCAUGGAGGCCCCGUGGCUUACUCAUCCUGGCUUUCCUCCCCUUUACGGAGCGAGUGUGCAGUCCGGUGAGACCUUUGAAAGAAUUGUUCUUGACUCUCUGAGAGUCUGGUUCACCAGCCGACGCAAUAAGGAUUUCCUGAGCGAAAAGGGAGAGACGGAGCAGUAUCCGCGCAACAUCCAACGUUGGGCGGCUCACUUCUUCCUUACCACCAACAUCAACAUUGCUGCUACGUCCAACAACGCCAACAUUGUGCCGUCUGAUCAUUUCUUCAGUUAUGAGAUGCUCAGGGGAUAUAGUGAUCUUUUGCCCAACAGAAAUAUGUAUGACGAGAAGUGGCUAGCAGGUCACAUCCUAAAGGAAACGCCAGCUGCAUUAACAAAGUGGAACGAAGACCGCUUCGGAAACGCAAAGCAUAAGUACUAUACCCAAGAGAAGUGGUUCAAGUCCUAUUCCAUCAAAUCUUUUCAGUACGAUGGUCCAUCGUAUCUCUGGGCGUCGCGUGAACUCAAGCUCUGCACCUUGCAAGAGGUGGCAAAAGCGGAAGACGCACAGCUCAUCGUCCCCAAGAAGACUCUAGCUGGUGGUAUCUUCAUGGGUACCCUCGAAGAUGGCAGUGAGAGAAUUGAUGGAGGAGACCAGGUUAACUUUGCUGUUCAACAAUGGGGUGAAGGUGAUAACCCGUGGGUUAUCCUUCAAAGCUCUGUUGAUGACGCCCAUGGCGUAUGGAUGGCACAGAAAAUGUUCUUAGGUGACGACAAGAAUGCAGCGCGGUGCCAGCUCUUUUCGGAGAAGACUUUCAAUGCUCUUCAGAUGGUUGACUUUUGGAACCCAAUCUACUCUUGGCGACGUCUCAAGUUGAUGCAGUACAUCCCUGUUGCGGCUCAGCUUGUCGAAACUCCUACCAAGGACCCAGUCACUGGUGAAGAUGUCUACACCUAUGAUCUCGAGCAGAACUUCAUUGAAGCCGUCAAGAAGAGAGUCAGCGGCAAAGGCGACUUGAAGAAACUCCAGAACGAAUGGCCAGAAGCUGAGUUCCUUCUGAACUUGGAGAAGCCACUCAUUGAGCAUCAAAUUCGCAUUUCCAGAUACACCAACAACAUCGUUCAGAACCUUGAGGAUUCAAGCUGGCUUCUGGAGUAUCUCAAGCUCGCUGAGUCGCGACGCCGCAUGUUCCGUCCCAUGCCGAUGAACUUCUUUGGAAGCAACAUUCCAUACUGUCUUGCUAUGCCAAUAGAUCAUCCAUGGUUAGAGAUGACUGAAACGGCUACCGUGAGGAAGAUCCCCAAGCGCGGUCGUAAGGUCUUGGAGGACUGGUUGGGAUCGCUGGCUGGUGCCGAUCCAAAUGUUAUUCCCCAGAAGCAGAGUCUGAAGGAGAUCAAUAAGAUGAUUAAGGAGAAUGUCAAGCAGGAUACUGUUGGGUUGCCUGUUACCUUGCUGCCUAGGCCGUCGACGAUGAGAAUGGCUUGUCAGAGGUUCAUUGCGGUGACAAAUCCCGAGACUUCAGAACGGCCUCACAGUUGUCCCUUCAUGGCGGGAGAGCAUUUGGCCUCGGCCCAUACAGCAGUUGAGGCUUGAGGGUUGUAAUCUUCUAGUAGUCAUGAUCACUCUUUCUAAGUUCAAUUGACUACAUUGUAAAGCC
Fusarium redolens is the source of this 2617-nucleotide messenger RNA. RefSeq lists its product as uncharacterized. The record is from RefSeq and is a predicted model, not a curated record. The transcript has 6 exons. Lineage: Eukaryota; Fungi; Ascomycota; Sordariomycetes; Hypocreales; Nectriaceae. The coding region runs from base 244 to 2553 and encodes 769 amino acids.